AUGGAGGACUACCAAGUUGAAGCAGAUGUACCGAGAACUGAUAAAAAUUACAUAAUAUAUUUGCCAAUAGUAUUAGAUCAGAUGAUAAAAAUGAGUAAAGGGGAGGGCAAAAUUACAAGCUUUCAUGCUUCUAAAGCACCAGAUAUAUCUGUUAAAAAUUAUAUCGAACGAAUAGGAAAAUAUAUAGGAUGUAGUAACGAAUGUUUUGUUUUAUUAAUAAUAUAUUUAGACAGAAUAAUUAAAAUACAUAAAGAUAUUACUUUAUCAUUGUUAUGUAUACAUAGGUUAAUUAUAACUGCAGUGAUGAUAUCAGCCAAAUUCUUUGACGAUUUAUAUUAUUCUAAUUCCUUUUAUGCAAAAGUUGGAGGAGUUACAACAAAAGAGUUAAAUAAAUUGGAAGUUUAUUUUUUAAAUCUCCUUGAUUAUAAAUUAUAUGUGUCAUCAGAAGAAUAUGAUUUUUACAGAAAAUAUAUUACCUUAGCUGUUCAGAAAUUUUUAAAUAGAACAAAAAUAAAAAAAAAAAAAAAUGUUUCAGUUGUCAAACCUUAUAAUUUAUUUAAUUAUAAUAAUGCUACUAACAAAACAAACAUCAUGUUCCUAAAAAAUCAAGACUCCAUGAUGUACGAUAGCAGCAAGAUUUUUGCCUCUGCGCAGGACAAGAAAAAGAAUUACAGAAAAUGA
Plasmodium malariae is the source of this 681-nucleotide messenger RNA. It is a transcript of the gene CYC3, whose product is annotated as cyclin, putative. The record is from RefSeq and is a predicted model, not a curated record. Gene Ontology annotation, biological process: regulation of cyclin-dependent protein serine/threonine kinase activity. Gene Ontology annotation, molecular function: protein kinase binding. The transcript has a single exon. Lineage: Eukaryota; Apicomplexa; Aconoidasida; Haemosporida; Plasmodiidae. The coding region runs from base 1 to 681 and encodes 226 amino acids.